Messenger RNA from Striga asiatica, 1168 nucleotides. Lineage: Eukaryota; Viridiplantae; Streptophyta; Magnoliopsida; Lamiales; Orobanchaceae. The record is from the annotation of a GenBank genome assembly.
AACUACAUUAAGAGCAAAAUAUAUUUAUUUACAUGAGUCAAAUAAUUGUUUUACACUAUUUACCAAAAUCGCAAUAAGUCCACACCGGCCGUGCCACUUUCUUUCUCUGUAAAGCUUUACGCGGGUUCAGUCAAUGGCUGUAAUCCAUUUUUUUUUUUUUCAGAUAGCUGAAAUUACAGUGUAGUGAAAAGUAAAAACCCUACACCAUAAGCUAAAACAGAAAGAAGCCUCUAUAAAAACCUCUCAUAUUUUGUUCUUCAACACAAAUUCGUCAUUCGUAUUUUGUGCUCGUGUUUAUCUGCCUGAAUCAAAAGAACGCCAACAAUGGCAAACGCAGCAUCUGGUAUGGCCGUGCACGAUGACUGCAAGCUGAGGUUCCUGGAGCUGAAGGCGAAAAGGACUUACCGAUUUAUUAUCUAUAAGAUAGAGGAGAAACAGAAGCAAGUUGUGGUUGAAAAAGUUGGCGAGCCGACUCAAAGUUAUGACGACUUUUCUGCUUGUCUUCCUGCCGACGAAUGUCGAUAUGCUGUCUAUGAUUUUGACUUUGUGACGGCCGAGAAUUGCCAGAAAAGCAAGAUUUUCUUCAUUGCUUGGUCACCCGAUACUGCAAGGAUCCGAAACAAGAUGAUUUAUGCUAGCUCGAAGGACAGAUUCAAGAGGGAGCUGGAUGGGAUUCAAGUUGAAUUGCAAGCAACCGAUCCAACUGAAAUGGGCCUCGACGUUAUCAAGAGCCGUGCUAACUAAGUGAAAAGUUUUCAGGCGUUUUGCUGCAGAUUUGAUCUGUGCAGUGACCUUUUUUUAAUUGAAAAUGGAAUAUGCCUAUUGCUGAAGAUUUGAUCGUGCAGUGACCUUUUCACUUGAAAAUGGAAUAUGCAUAUAGUUUGUUGGGUUGUAAACUUGGAUUUGAGUGUUCGUCAAAUAUUUUGAUAUAUACUGUUUCUCAUAUUUUGUCGGGAUUUAACGUUAUUCUUGUACUUUAGAUAUUGAUCAUCUGGUGUUCCUUUUGUAAUCUGGUGAGCUACAAAGCUUAUAUGUAACAAUCUGUGAGUGGGUAAGCUCUCUUAGCCUAGUUUCAGCAUUGAAUGGAUAUGUUUUAACUCUUGGUUUUCCUUUUGAAUGCAAAUUUAAAUGCUUUUACCUUCUGUUAACCAUCUCGAGCAGUUUUGUC